AUGACCUGCGGAGAGGUGGUGCCAGACCAGAUCUGUGCCAGCAGCAGAGCAUCAGGAGAUGGGGCAGAGCCCCGACGGGACUCCUACUCCCUCCCCUGUGCCCCGACAGGGGCUCUCGGCCAGGGGCAGGGAGAGCUGCCCCCCCAGCUCGGUGCUUACCCAUACGGGGAGAGCAACGAUGAAAUCCUCCUGACGCCCUGGAGGGAUUUUCCCGUGGAAGACGCGGACCCAUUUGCCCCCCCGGAUGAAGAGAAGUGGGAUUUUGUCCUGGUGAGCGACAUCCACCAAGUGGGCAGCGAGAAGGAGGCCAAGAGGAAGAAGUUCCUGGACGAGCUGAGCAAGAAGGGGUUCAGCAUCAAGAAAAUUGAGGACAAGAAACUAUUUUAUGGGGUCCGUGCCCCAAAACAGAUCUUCCGGAAAUAUGAGUGGCUGCUGAGGAACCCCGACAGCCGGCUGCACAACCCCGAUGCCCAUCAUGAGACACCAGUGACCACCAGGAUACGGAUCGUGAACUUCAUCCUGCAGAACACAGUAACGUCCGACCUCGAGAAGCUGCACCACCUGAUGAAGAAGAAGGUCUUCGAGGCAGCGUUUCCCCUGCACGAGAAAGAAGAGGUGAGGGAAUUCCUGAAGGAGAGAUGGGCUCGCUGGAGAGAUAUAUUUUGCCAACAGCCAAUUGAGAAGAUCAGGUGCUAUUUUGGUGAGAAGGUGGCCCUGUACUUCGCCUGGCUGGGCUGGUACACCUACCUGUUGGGAAUCGCUGCGGUGGUUGGACUGGUGGUCUUCGUGGCUGGGAUCACGGUUUUCAAUUCCAGCCAGGUGAGCAAGGAGAUCUGUGAAGCCAGCGACACCAUCAUGUGCCCGCUCUGUGACCAGAAGUGCCCCUUCUGGCUCCUCUCUGACACCUGCACCUACGCCAAGGUCACCCACAUGAUUGACAACGAGGGGACGGUUUUGUUUGCCAUGUUCAUGGCGAUCUGGGCCACGGUGUUCCUGGAGCUGUGGAAGAGGCAGAGAGCCACCGUGGUCACCAACUGGGACCUGUACAGGUGGGAUGAGGAAGAGGAGGAGCUGGCUAUGGAGCUGAUCAAUAAUUUGCAGCACGAACCCCGGCAGUACCAGCACUCCUACUUCCGCAGCACCAUCAUACUCCUCUUGGUUCUGGUGAUGAUUGUCGUGCUGAUUGGCAUUGCCCACGCGCUCGUCAUUUACCGGGUGAUAGCGACGGCUCUCUUCACCCAGAGCGACUCUGAGUUCCUCCGCGAGCAGGCCAACACGAUGGCGGUGAUGACGGGGGCCGUGUUGCACUACAUCACCAUUGUCAUCAUGACCAAGGUCAACAGGCGUGUGGCCCUCUAUCUCUGUGAACUGGAGAAACCACGGACCUUCUCCCAGCACGAGAACAACUUCACAGUGAAGAUCUUCACCUUCCAGUUCUUCACAAACUUCUCUUCACUCAUCUACAUCGCCUUUUUCCUGGGACGGAUCAACGGCCACCCAGGGAACUACGUGCGCAUUGCUGGCAAGUGGAGGCUGGAGGAGUGCCACCCCAGCGGCUGCAUCACCGACCUCUUCAUCCAGAUGGCCAUCAUCAUGAUACUCAAGCAGACCAUCAGCAAUGUGAUGGAGUAUCUCGUCCCCUGGUUAGCCUACAAGAUACGCAAGAGGCAGCGCCCCAAGAAGAGAAGCAUGAUGUUAGGAGAGGAGGAGGAGGCUGAAGACCCCUGCAAAAGGCAGUGGCUGAGCAACUAUCAGCUCGGCGAGGUCAACUUCUUCAGCCUGUUUGACGAGUUCUUGGAGAUGGUGAUCCAGUACAGCUUCACCACCAUUUUCGUUGCUGCCUUUCCCCUCGCCCCGCUGCUGGCGUUCUUCAACAACCUCUUUGAGAUCCGCCUGGAUGCCAUCAAGAUGAUGCGGCUGCGCCGGCGCAUCGUGCCCAGGAAGGCCAACGACAUCGGAAUCUGGCUGCAGGUCCUGGAGGCCAUCGGCAUCCUGGCUGUCAUCGGGAACGGACUGGUGAUCGCCAUCACGUCCGACUUCAUUCCCAUGCAGGUCUACAAGUACACGUACAGCCCCUGCAUGACGGAAAACAGCACUGGCCACGUGGCUCUGUGCGUCAAACUGAUCGCAGCCUGGUACGUCCCUGAUGUCCCCAAGUCAGUUAAGAAUCAGUUUCGGGACAGAAAACACAGCAACCUUCGUAAAGAACUGAGCAUGAUGGAGUACUCCACCGAGGUGUAG
Charadrius vociferus (killdeer) is the source of this 2241-nucleotide messenger RNA. RefSeq names its product anoctamin 9 (gene ANO9). The record is from RefSeq and is a predicted model, not a curated record. Gene Ontology annotation, cellular component: plasma membrane. NCBI's taxonomy places the organism in Eukaryota, Metazoa, Chordata, Aves, Charadriiformes, Charadriidae. Gene Ontology annotation, biological process: chloride transmembrane transport. Gene Ontology annotation, molecular function: protein dimerization activity; chloride channel activity. The transcript has 22 exons. Bases 1 to 2241 code for a protein of 746 amino acids.